AUGCCGAUGGAGCAACUACUCGAUCAUCUUAGUUGGUUAACAACCCCAAAGGACUUUGACUCAAUUUGUCAUCGACCUACGUCUGGUCAACUUUCAAGUUACACGCAAAGAAGCAAAUGUGCAGAGUAUUAUCAAUUUGCUGCUAUUCCAUGGUACCAGCUGCACGACUUUAGCCAACUAGAGCCCUACGUCAAAAUUGAAUUUAGAGAGACAGUUUCGUUCGAGUUGUUACAAAAAGAUUUGGGCGUAAAUGAUAACGACACAUAUGUUCAUAGAGACGAGCACUUGUACGACUGGAGACUCUACGAAGACAUUGAGGAAGCAAAUCGUAUCUUGAACAAUGGAUCUAAUUUCGUGGAUUCUUUUACAGACCGAAAGUUUUACAAGAUAUUUACACCACAACACUGGCAAAAAAGAGACGAAACAUUACUGUUUUUAGGUGGUAUUUUUGGUUCUACUAGAAUGAAUAUGGCGAAACCAGAACAUAUAGAAUUACAGGAGCUGAUUACAUCUACACUUCACUAUCGACUUGACACACCUCUAGGAGAAACAGUGGCCAAUAUUGUUCAACACUUGGGCGGUAAAGCGACAUUUAAUGCUGUUCAUUUCCGUUUACGUGAUAUACCUUUUCGUAAAUAUGCUACAGAAAAUCUGCAUCAAUUUGAACGUAAUAUGUCGAUUGCUACUGGCAUACCAGUACCACCAUUGCCACCUUUUAAUGAAUUUGGUGUUCUCACAAGUGCGCCUAAACCACCACCGCCUCCAGAGCACCCUAUCUAUAUUGAGCCACAGCAUGAUCUUAGCCUCCCACCAUGGUCUAAUUUAUGCGAAAAUGUUUCGCCUAGUUUCAGUGUUUCGAUGGAAAAUAUUGGAUCAAGAGCUGUUGUGUAUAUUGCUACAGAUCAUAAAGAUAUUCGAGGAGAAAACAGUCGAUUGCUAGAAUGGUUUAAUUACUUCCCGUGUACUUUGACUCUAAAUGAUAUUCCAGGUGAAUUAAUGGAUCCUUUGGACACAAUGCAUUGUAUGUUUAAUCCCAACAAAUCACUCAAGUCAUAUUUAAUACCACUGGUGGAUGCAAUGGUUGCUGCCCAUGCAAGAAGAGUCUUUACUACACCAAGAUCAACAUUUUCAAAAUAUAUUGGUGAGCUCAACGAAGCUUGGGUCUUACAAGAGCAGGGCCUUAAUUUGUCCUCCUUUUAUCUGUAUGAAUAA
This is a messenger RNA of Gilbertella persicaria, 1212 nucleotides long. RefSeq lists its product as uncharacterized. The transcript has a single exon. NCBI's taxonomy places the organism in Eukaryota, Fungi, Mucoromycota, Mucoromycetes, Mucorales, Choanephoraceae. The record is from RefSeq and is a predicted model, not a curated record. Bases 1 to 1212 code for a protein of 403 amino acids.